Messenger RNA from Cladocopium goreaui, 619 nucleotides. The record is from the annotation of a GenBank genome assembly. NCBI's taxonomy places the organism in Eukaryota, Dinophyceae, Suessiales, Symbiodiniaceae.
GGUGGCAGAUUGUCUGACCACCCCGCUGCGCGCCGGUAUCUUCGACGCGGUGCUGUCCAUUGCGGUGCUACACCACCUUUCGACCCCUGCGCGUCGAAUACAGGCUCUGCGAGAAGCCGCGCGCCUGCUCAGAGUUGGAGGUCAGCUGUUGGUUUACUGCUGGAGUUACGAGCAGGACGACGAGCGCUCGCGCUCUAGACAUCGCUUUGUGGCCCAGGACGUCCUGGUUCCUUGGAGUUUUCGAACGCCUGGCCUGAAGAAGGGGAAGGCCGCAGCUACACCGGCUGAAGCCACUGGUGCAGUUGCUGCCGAGGAGGGCGAAGGCUUCGAAGGUGUUUCCGGCACCCCUGAGACAUGGGAAGAGCAGCCCCCAGUGUGCCAAAGAUAUUGCCAUGUGUACAGGGAGGGUGAGCUUGAUGAGCUGUUACAGGAGGUGCCGGACCUCGUUGUGCUGGACAGUUACUUCGACACUGGAAACUGGUGUGCCAUUGCCCAGCGAAGAUGAGCGCAAUGAGGUGAAGUGUGAAUCACCCAACCCAAAAAUUGCGCUUGUGAAGCUGCAACAGCAGAGGCCGGGCUGCUGUCGUAAGCCCCAGACAGUGCCUGGACGCUGAGAAAA